UAAUGAGCUUGAAAGGGGUUUGAAGGCCGAGGCUGAGGUCUGUACACCAAAAAAAAGAACCAAACAGGAAGAAAAAAAGUAUUCGGAAAUACAAAAAGUAUAGCCAUCUUGUUAUUUGGAAAGAUUGUUUUACUCAUGGCGUCUGUGGAAGGUUCAGUCAUCGAAACCAUCAUUCUAGUUCUCAUUUGCGCAACUUCUGUUCUGGGAAACAUAAGUUUAAUUUUUGUCAUCACGAGGAGAAAAUCCCUUCGCACUAUCUGUAAUGGCUUUCUUCUCAACCUUGUCUUCGCUGAUUUGCUCGUGUCAGUGUUAAACAUGCCGAUAACCGUGGUCACCAUUGUAGAACAACGGUGGAUAUUUGGAGAUAGAGCCUGCAACCUUCUGGGAUUCACUACAAUGCUGUCGUUUGUUUCGUCGGUCAUGUGGCUUGCCAUGAUAGCUAUCAACAGAUAUUAUUACGUGGUGCAGUGGAAAAAAUACCGGUCCAUCUUCACACUUAGAAGAGCGUUCCUGUUCGCGGGAAUUGUGUGGUUGGUAUCUUUGUUAUUAUCCAUCCCUCCGCUGUUUGGCUGGGCUGAAUAUCGUUAUAUACCUGGCAAAUCGUAUUGUUUUGUAUUCUGGCCCUCAGAUGUAUAUUACAUGUAUUUUAUGUUAACAAUAUGUUUUUUCGGACCUCUAACAUCUAUAUGCGUAUCGUACUUUAACAUUCUAAAAUUCACAAGAGAAUCUAAGCGGCGCGUUAAUCAGCACAUAAAUAACACGCACGAGGAAAUAUUAACAGAACAAGUAAACGAUGUUUCCGCUGUAGAUAGGAAAUGUAAGAGACGUUUUAGGAUGACGCGGGAAGAGGUUAAAAUUACCAACACUUUACUGAUUGUUGUUGUGUGUUUCAUGGCUUGUUGGGCACCAUUUGUCGUCACAAUGUUUUUGGAUGUUUAUUUUCCAAGACCACUGCCAAGAGUUAUUGACAUCGGUACGCUGUUGUUAGGUUACGCCAACAGCAUGUGUAACCCCAUUGUAUAUGGAAUAAGGAAUCAAAAUUUCAGAAAAGAAGUGGUUGGUUUCAUCAGGAGUUGCUAUUUUCCACGUUUUAAUACCACUCGGGUGUCCGUGAUCAACACAGUGCGUUCUGUUAGAACUGGACACUUAAACUCUGGUCAAGUGAGCUCCAGAGAUGAUCUAACUGUCGAGAUUAUAGAAGAAAGCACCAUAUAAUUAGACCGCUCAUCUGCCUUGACAUGUCAUGACAUAAAUUGAUUCCGGAUCUUUAGUUACCUGAGGACAUACAUCUUAGAUCACUGCAUAUAUUUAUCAUUCAGGUUUAUUGGAAAAAAGAAUUACUUUACUUUUAAGUAUCACUGGAUUUAGUACUGCUAAGCUAACUGGGGGCACUGUAAAUUAUUCAACUAAUAUCAGUAAGCACAGUCGAACCUUUCCAAUACGUACGUACAGCAAAUUAAAAAGCGCCAGAGUUAACCGAUCUGUAAUAAAGAGUUGUCCGUAUUUUGGAGAUGUCGGCCAGGAGAGGUUUGUCUGGAAAUUAAAAACUCUAUUCUUUAAAGUAGGGAAGUCCGAAAAUAGUAUGGAAAUGCUUAAAAAUCUCCAGUCUUUGGCGGGGAAAAACACUACGUCAUAACAAUCACGGCAAACAUUUUUGAUCUUUUUCACCUUGUGACAGCAGAAGUACAUAAUGUUGAAAGGAUAAAUUGAAUUGUUUAAAAAAAGAUAUCGAAAAAAUGUAAUCCAUUUUAAAUCAAAGGAGACCUAUGGCCAAACUCGUGGAUUAGGUAAUCUAGAGAUGAAACGUAUUGGUGAACUUGCAAGUACUGGUGUAUUAUUAAAACAAGCCGGGUUUGUACCAUGCAAGGUCGCUCUUAACCCCGGGGGGCUACUUUGGGAAUUUCUGGGUGGGGGUGCGCCGCUGGGACCCUGGAACCCUUA
Molecule: messenger RNA, 1941 nt
Organism: Orbicella faveolata
Lineage: Eukaryota; Metazoa; Cnidaria; Anthozoa; Scleractinia; Merulinidae
Product: G protein-coupled receptor 161B-like
Biological process (GO): G protein-coupled receptor signaling pathway
Cellular component (GO): membrane
Molecular function (GO): neuropeptide Y receptor activity
Source: RefSeq, a predicted model, not a curated record